AAAUAUUUUCUAAUCACUGCUCACACUUCUCAGCUGAGAGCUUAGAGUUCAAAUGGAAGACGACACCGGAGAACGAUCAAGCUUCGUCAUCGGCCUCAUCGAGAAUCGCGCCAAGGAGGUUGGAGUAGCUGCAUUUGACUUGAGAUCAGCUUCACUGCAUCUUUCUCAGUAUAUAGAGACUAGCAGCUCCUAUCAAAAUACAAAGACUUUACUACAGUUCUAUGAACCUAUGGCGAUCAUUGUUCCUCCAAAUAAACUGGCAGCAGAUGGAAUGGUCGGAGUCUCACAGCUAGCUGAUGGAUUUUGUUCCUCCACAAGAAAGGUUAUAAUGAAUCGUGGUUGCUUUGAUGAUACCAGGGGAGCUGUACUGGUUAAAGGAUUAGCUGCUAAGGAACCGUCUGCUCUUGGUUUGGACUCAUACUACAAGCAAUAUUAUUUGUGUCUGGCUGCAGCAGCGGCAACUAUCAAGUGGAUUGAAGCAGAGAAAGGUGUUAUUGUGGUAAAUCACUCUUUGCUGGUUACCUUCAAUGGAUCUUUUGACCACAUGAACAUUGAUGCCACCAGUGUUCAGAACUUGGAGAUAAUUGAGCCUAUGCACUCUUCUCUUUUGGGCACAAACAGCAAAAAGAGAAGUUUAUUCCACAUGCUUAAAACAACUCGAACUAUUGGCGGGACUAGACUUCUGAGGGCAAAUCUUUUGCAGCCUCUGAAAGACAUAGAGACCAUUAACACUCGACUCAAUUGCCUGGAUGAGUUGAUGAGCAAUGAGCAGCUAUUCUUUGGCUUGUCUCAGGCCCUUCGUAAGUUUCCGAAAGAAACAGAUAGGGUCCUUUGUCACUUCUGCUUCAAGCCAAAGAGAGUUACUAAUGAAGUCUUGGCUUCAGAUAAUGGAAGGAGGAACCAAAUUAUGAUAUCCAGCAUUAUUCUUCUCAAAACCGCUCUUGAUGCUUUACCGUUACUCUCCCAGGUGCUUAAAGAAGCCAAGAGUUGUCUGCUGGGAAAUGUUUACAAGUCCAUAUGUGAGAAUGAAAAAUAUACUUCAAUCAGGAACAGAAUUGGAGAAGUGAUUGAUGAAGAUGUCCUUCAUACACGAGUUCCUUUUGUUGCACGGACACAGCAGUGUUUUGCUCUUAAGGCUGGAGUUGAUGGGCUUCUUGAUAUGGCCCGUAGAUCAUUUUGUGACACCAGCGAAGCUAUAUACGACCUAGCAAAUAAGUAUCGUGAAGAUUUCAGACUGCCAAACUUGAAGAUCCCAUUCAAUAACAGGAAAGGGUUUUACUUUAGCAUUCCGCAAAAGGACAUACAGGGAAAACUACCCAGCAAGUUCAUCCAGGUCAUGAAACAUGGAAACAAUGUCCAUUGCUCCAGUCUUGAACUUGCUUCAGUGAGUAUUACCUGGCAUCCAUUGCUACAUUCCUCUGUAGGCUCCAUUUGGUUUGGUGCAAAACAUAUUCCAGAAGAUAUUGCUCUUGCAAAUUUUCAUGAGGAAAACCCGGCAAAUCAACUUGAAGCAAUAACUCUUAAGGGCGGGAGUGAAUGCACCAUUGGGGAUGGGGCACGAAGGCUAAAAGAAAAAGUAGUGGAUCAGCGUAAAAUGUUUUCAAUAUGCAAUAAUGUGAAAGGGAAGUGUGGGAAUACUGUUUGGUGAUAGUUGUAUAGGUUGGUGAAAGCAAGUGUUAAGCGAGGACAUAGACAACUCUAGUGGAAAAUCACUAACACUCUUGAAAA
Messenger RNA from Nicotiana tabacum (common tobacco), 1728 nucleotides. The record is from RefSeq and is a predicted model, not a curated record. Lineage: Eukaryota; Viridiplantae; Streptophyta; Magnoliopsida; Solanales; Solanaceae.